Molecule: messenger RNA, 486 nt
Organism: Cordyceps militaris CM01
Lineage: Eukaryota; Fungi; Ascomycota; Sordariomycetes; Hypocreales; Cordycipitaceae
Exons: 1
Coding region: 1-486 (161 amino acids)
Source: RefSeq, a predicted model, not a curated record
AUGAAUGAUGUGAAGGGGCCGCUCGAAGGAGGGAUUCUCCCGAAGCACAGGACAACAGCCCUGGACACCACUAUGACUGGAGCCCACCGAGGCUCAGCUAGAAAACGCCUGCAUCUUUGCGCCAUUGUCCGGAACCAGACAAGCGGAACACAAACACAAGACCCUUCCCUUGGGUGGGAAAGAGGGGAGUGGCUGGCGCUUCAUGCAACCUCUGCUGUGGGAUUUGCUACUAGCCAGGCAUGUGCAGCGAGAAAAGAAAGUCCGCAGGCUGUAUCUCGCAAACCCGAGUUGGUGGAAUUAUGGCUUGGGAUCCGCAUGCACGGCUUCGCAACCCGUCAUGCUGCCGAUGCACGUCUGUACGCGCAGUGCACAUCAGUCAGUAUACACUUCUAUUUUGGCUCCGCAACCCUCGUCCUCCUUCUCACAACCACAGCCAAAGAUGACGAGGCGAGCCAGAAGAGUGACAGAUCAACGAGCCCCCAGUAA